GCUCCCUCUGCCGCCCCCCGGGGUCUGAGCCCCGGACCCAGGAGGCCCAAGGAGCUGGAGGUGACCCUGAGGCAGCAAGACCCCAGAGGAAGGGCGCCAGCCCCGCAGACGACUGUGUGCCACCCCAGGCUGGGCUCCUGUUAGGAGGAGGUGCUUGUGCCCAGGCGGCGGCUCAGAGGCAGCUGCUCCAUGCAGAGCUGAAGCUGGUCCUGCAGCAGAAGGGAGAGAGGAAGCAGGAGCCUGGGGCCUUGGUGACUCCCAGCAGCGCCAUGGAGGCCAGGAGCCGGAGUGCUGAGGAGCUGAGGCGGGCGGAAUUGGUGGAGAUCAUCGUGGAAACGGAGGCGCAGACUGGGGUCAGCGGCAUCAACGUAGCGGGCGGCGGCAAGGAGGGAAUCUUCGUCCGGGAGCUCCGCGAGGAUUCGCCGGCGGCCAAGAGCCUCAGCUUGCAGGAAGGGGACCAGCUGCUGAGCGCCCGCGUGUUCUUUGAGAACUUCAAGUAUGAGGACGCACUACGCCUGCUGCAAUGCGCCGAGCCUUACAAGGUCUCCUUCUGCCUGAAGCGCACUGUGCCCACCGGGGACCUGGCGCUGCGGCCCGGGACCGUGGCCGGCUACGAGAUCAAGGGCCCGCGGGCCAAAGUGGCCAAGCUGAACAUCCAGAGUCUGUCCCCUGUGAAGAAGAAGAAGAUGGUGGUGCCUGGGGCCCUGGGGGUCCCUGCAGACCUGGCCCCCGUUGACGUCGAAUUCUCCUUUCCCAAGUUCUCCCGUCUGCGUCGAGGCCUCAAAGCCGAGGCUGUCAAGGGUCCCGUCCCGGCUGCCCCCACCCGCCGGCGCCUCCAGCUGCCUCGGCUGCGUGUCCGAGAAGUGGCCGAAGAGGCCCAGGUAGCCCGGCUGGCCGCCGCUGCUCCUCCCCCCAGGAAGGCCAAAGCAGAGGCCGAGGUGGCAGCAGGAGCUCGUUUCACAGCUCCCCAGGUGGAGCUGGUUGGGCCCCGGCUGCCAGGCGCCGGGGUGGCUGUCCCCCAGGUCUCAGCCCCCAAGGGGCGGGAGGUGGCCCCUGCAGCAGAGGCCGCCGGUGGCUUUGCCCUCCACCUGCCAACCCUUGGGCUAGGAGCCCCAGCAGAACCUGCUGUGGAGCCUGCGGCUGUAGGGAUCCAGCUGCCCCAAGUGGAGCUGCCCUCCUUGCCCUCACUGCCCACUCUGCCCACACUUCCCUGCCUGGAGACCCGGGAAGGGGCUGUGGCAGUGACGGUGCCCACCCUGGAUGUGGCAGCACCUACAGUGGGGGUGGACCUGGCCUUGCCUGGUGCAGAGGUAGAGGCCCCAGUAGAGGCACCUGAGGUGGCCCUGAAGAUGCCCCGCCUCGGUUUCCCCCGGUUUGGGGCUCGAGCAAAGGAAGUCGCUGAGGCCAAGGUGGCCAAGGACAGCCUUGAGGCAAGGGCAAAGGUGCCCAGACUUCGAAUGCCCACCUUCGGGCUUUCCCUCCUGGAGCCCCGGCCCACUGCCCCUGAAGCCGUUGAGAGCAAGCUGAAGCUGCCCACCAUCAAGAUGCCCUCCUUUGGCAUCGGGGUCUCGCCGCCUGAGGUCAAGGUACCCAAGGCACCUGAGGUGAAACUCCCCAAGGCCCCAGAAGUCAAGCUCCCCAAAAUGCCAGAGGCAGCCCUUCCAGAUGUGCGACUCCCAGAGGUGGAGCUCCCCAAAGUGCCAGAGAUGAAACUCCCAAAGGUGCCCGAGAUGGCUGUGCCAGAGGUGAGGCUUCCAGAAGUUCAGCUGCCAAAAGUCCCCGAGAUGAAGCUCCCAAAGGUGCCCGAGGUGAAACUCCCGAAGGUGCCCGAGAUGGCCGUGCCAGAGGUGCAGCUCCCAGAAGUGCAGCUCCCGAAAGUCCCCGAGAUGAAGCUGCCGAAGGUGCCCGAGAUGAAGCUCCCUGAGAUGAAGCUCCCCGAGAUGAAGCUCCCUGAGAUGAAGCUCCCGAAGGUGCCCGAGAUGGCCGUGCCAGAAGUGCAGCUCCCAGAAGUGCAGCUCCCGAAAGUUCCUGAGAUGAAGCUCCCUGAGAUGAAGCUCCCGAAGGUGCCUGAGAUGGCUGUGCCCGAGGUGCGACUCCCAGAGGUGCAGCUGCCGAAAGUCUCGGAGGCGAAACUCCCGAAAGUGCCGGAGAUGGUCGUGCCGGACGUGCACCUCCCAGAGGUGCAGCUGCCAAAAGUCUCCGAGAUGAAAGUCCCCGACGUGAAACUCCCUGAAAUGAAGCUCCCGGAGAUAAAACUCCCCAAGGUGCCCGAGAUGGUCGUGCCCGAUGUGCACCUCCCAGAAGUGCAACUGCCAAAGGUAUCAGAGAUGCGGCUGCCGGAAGUGCAGGCGCCAAAGGUCCCAGAGGUGCACCUGCCAAAGGCACCUGAGGUGAAGCUGCCCAAGGCUCCAGAAGUGCCGCUAAAAUUUGCUGGGGCAGAGCAGGCAGAGGGGCUGGAAUUUGGCUUCAAGAUGCCUAAGAUGACCAUGCCCAAGCUAGGGAGGCCAGUGUCCCCAUUGAGAGGGAAGCCAGGUGAGGCAGGGGCUGAGGUCUCAGGGAAGCUGGUGACACUUCCAUGUCUGCAGCCGGAGGUGGGCGGCGAGGCUCGUGUGAGUGCCCCCUCUCUCACACUGCCCUCAGUGGAGCUAGACCUGCCUGGGGCCCUCGGCCUGGAGGGGCACGUCCCGGCCGCUGAAGUGGGUAAGGGGGAGCAGGCAGGGGCCCCUGGGGUGGUAGCAGGGGUCGGGGAAGUGGCCUUCCGGUUGCCUUCUGUUGAGAUUGUCACUCCACAGCUGCCCACAGCGGAAGUCGAAGAAGGGCAGGUAGAGGCGACGGAGAUGAAAGUCAAACCCUCCUCCAAGUUCUCGCUGCCCAAGUUUGGACUCUCAGGGCCAAAGGUGACCAAGGCAGAAGCUGAGGGGGCCGGUCGGGCCACCAAGCUGAAGGUGUCCAAGUUUGCCAUCUCACUCCCCAAGGCUCGGGUGGGGACCGAGGCGGAGGCCAAAGGGCCGGGGGAGGCAGGCCUGCUGCCCGCCCUCGAUCUGUCCAUCCCACAGCUCAGCCUGGAUGCCCAUCCGCCCACGGGCAAGGUGGAGGUGGCGGGGGCCGAUGUCAAGCUCAAGGGGCCCAGGUUUGCCCUGCCCAAGUUUGGGGUCAAAGGCCGGGACACCGAGGCAGGAGAUCUGGUGCCAGGGGUGGCCGAGGUGGAGGGCAAGGGCAGGGGUUGGGAUGGGAAGGUGAAGAUGCCCAAGCUGAAGAUGCCCUCCUUUGGGCUUGCUCGAGGGAAGGAAGCAGAAAUCCAGAGUGGGCGCGUCAGCCCCGGGGAAAAGCCAGAGUCUAUAGCUGGGCAGCUGAAGAUCCCUGAGGUGGAAUUGGUCACUCUGGGGGCCCAGGAGGAAGGGGGGGCAGAAGGGGUAGCUGUCAGUGGAGGACAGCUGUCAGGCCUUCAAGUGUCCACAGCCAGGCAGAUGGUCCCUGAGGGCCAGGCUGGGGGACCGAGGAUGCCGCUGGGCCUCUCCCUGCCCCAGGUGGAGCUGAGCUUUGGGGAGGCUGACCUGGGCACCACUCCAGGGCAGCAGGCUGAGUGUGCAGCCCCUCCAGCAGAGGGCACAGCAGGGUACAGGGUCCAGGUGCCUCAGGUGACCUUGUCUCUACCUGGAGCCCAGGUGGUGGGUAGUGAGCUUUUGGUGGGCGAGGGUGUCUUUAAGAUGCCUGCUGUGACAGUGCCCCAGCUUGAGCUGGAUGUGGGGCUGAGCCGAGAGGCAGCCACAGGUGAGGGUGGGCUGAGGCUGAAGAUGCCUACGCUGGGGGCCAGAGCUGGGGCUGGGGGCGAGGGGCCUGGGGACCAGCCCCCAGGGGCCGAGCGUACCUUGCAUCUCUCACUGCCUGAUGUGGAGCUCUCCCCGCCCACCGUGGGUAGCCGCGCUGAGUACCAGGUGGCAGAGGGCGAGGGCGAUGCUGGACACAAGCUCAAGGUACGGCUGCCCCGGUUUGGCCUGGCACGGGCCAAGGAGGGAGUUGAGGAGGGCGAGAAGGCCAAGAGCCCCAAACUGAGGCUGCCCCGCGUGGGCUUCAGCCAGAGCGAGGCAGUCACCGGGGAAGGCUCCCCGAGCCCGGAGGAGGAGGAAGAGGAGGGUGGCGGGGAAGGGGUCUUGGGGCGCCGAGGCCGGGUCCGAGUCCGCUUGCCCCGAGUGGGCCUGGCUGCGCCUUCCAAAGCCUCUCGGGGGCAGGAGGGGGAGGCAGCCCCCAAAUCACCUGGCGGGGAGAAGUCACCCAAGUUCCGCUUUCCCCGGGUGUCCCUAAGCCCCAAGGCCCGGAGCGGGAGUGGGGACCAGGAAGAGGGUGGAUUCCGGGUCCGGCUGCCCAGCGUGGGAUUUUCGGAGACCGGGCCCCCAGGCCCUGCCAGGAUGGAGGGGGCUCAGGCUGCCGUUAUCUGAAACCCCUGAGCAGAGAGAGACUCCCCUCCCAUCUUUCCCUCCCCGUCCCCCUUGUUUGUGUGUGAGAUAACUAGCACUAACCCUCAGAGGGCUGGGAGGUGGGCGACUGAUGGGGGCGGGGCCAGGGAGGCCGUGCCCAGCGCCUUGGCAGGAGUGCCAAGCUAUGUGAAUAAAAUAAUCCAGAGGUA
Messenger RNA from Sus scrofa (pig), 4624 nucleotides. It is a transcript of the gene PRX, whose product is annotated as periaxin. Gene Ontology annotation, molecular function: protein binding. Gene Ontology annotation, biological process: regulation of RNA splicing. Gene Ontology annotation, cellular component: cytoplasm; nucleus. Lineage: Eukaryota; Metazoa; Chordata; Mammalia; Artiodactyla; Suidae. The record is from RefSeq and is a predicted model, not a curated record.